This is a messenger RNA of Aethina tumida (small hive beetle), 6693 nucleotides long. Its product is annotated as protein transport protein Sec16A-like. The transcript has 19 exons. The record is from RefSeq and is a predicted model, not a curated record. Gene Ontology annotation, biological process: COPII vesicle coat assembly; autophagy; Golgi organization. Bases 276 to 6113 code for a protein of 1945 amino acids. Lineage: Eukaryota; Metazoa; Arthropoda; Insecta; Coleoptera; Nitidulidae. Gene Ontology annotation, cellular component: ER to Golgi transport vesicle membrane; endoplasmic reticulum exit site.
GUAUGAAAAAUAAAUAAGGAAGGGCGCACUCUAUUAGUGGAGUUUGUGGUAGUUCUUUUACGAAUACAUUUUCGUGGCUGUGAUUAUUAUUUAUUUAUAAAAACUUUUUAAAUUACGUAUUGUACUCCAAGUGAAAUUGUAUUCGUAUAGGAUUUUCGGUAUAUUUACAUUGUUAGCCAACUCAACAAGAUUUCAAGUAAAAUGAAAGUCACUUAUGUUAUAAAUGUUUGGUGCUACUAGGAUGGUUUAAGCAUAUGUUACUCAUUAUUUAAGGCAUGUCUUGGGUAAAUAAAAGACGGGGACAAACAGUCCCAAACGCCGCCGGGGCCCCGCCAGUCCAAAUGUAUAAUCCAAAUCAACAUUCCACAGGCUCCCAAGAGAAUCAAUGGCAGCAGAACAACUGGUACAGUGAACAACAAUCUCAAUUCGUCCCAAAGCAAGAAGUAGAUUCAACUAACCAUUAUUGGCAACAAAUAUCCAACAAUGUGCCACAACAACAACCACAACACGUUUAUAACAACCAAAACGCGCAAUAUGGUAACUUUUCCGAUCAAACAACCACUGGGUACUAUCAAAAUACGGGUGCUUAUCAACAACAUCAACAACAGGCUUAUGGAAAUGUGCAAUAUAACCAGCAAUAUGGUCAGAAUAACGUAUAUGGAACACAACAACAGCAACAACAGAACGAAGGAGACGCUUGGAAUUGGGGCUGGGGUGACGAAGAUAACUCUAACGUUCAGGUGAAACAAGAGGCGUUAGCUAACAAUGCUGUUUCAAAUAUUGGUGAAAGUUUCGGCACAGAUGAAACAUGGAAUUGGCACGUGGAAGAUACGAAACAAACUACCAAUCAAGUCGAGAAUGUCGUUCAACCGGACAACGAUUUAUUUCCCAGAGUAGGGAGUGCUGCUAACAAAUUAGUGAAAGCAGAGAAUAAACCUGAUUUACCUAAAGUCCAAGAUAAUUUGGCCGUAGCAGGAAAACGGGGGAAACUAGACACCCCCCAAUGGUCCGUCGAAUCACAACUCUCACAGGAAUCAUCAGAUGAUGUGCUUCAUACUUCUGAGAGCGACCGUAUGAUGUCCAGGAGCUCUACUGUCAGUCAUUCCCCCGUAUCUGGUCAAGAAGUUUUGGGUCAACCAUUAGAAGGCAUGCCUUUAAAAACAGAGCAAAAUAGUUUAGACGUAGCAGGUAAUCAUCAAUUUGAAAACAAAGAAAUCUUGACCACUAUUAAACAAGAACAACAACAACCAGACGUUAAACUCAACUCUACUCCUCCACCACCUAAAACUAAUCCCACUCCACCUCUACCUAAAGUGAACCCUACUCCACCUCCUCUAAAAAAUACUCAAACACCUCCACUACCUCCAAGUGGAUCGACGGAUGAACAUAAAAACAUAUACAAACGUACAGGGGCACUAUCACACAAAGCUGCAAACAAACUUCGUUCAGCCACUGGGUCCUCCACUGCUAAUUCUUAUCUAGCACCAUUUCACAAUCAAAAUGUGAAUUUAGAAACUCCACCAGAUAAUUCCGAGCAGCCAGAUCCCGUCCCAUUGGGUAAGACAGCGAAUAAACCGUUGCAACAAUGGCCGGAUAACAACGAAGCUCCAAUAAACGAUCGCAAUCAGUACCUAGAAACUGGACAGUUGUCGCAGGCAAGUCAGCAAGACGCACUGCACAGCGGCAGGCAGGAUGUCAAUGACACUUUACCUCCGCCUGGUCUUAGACGUAUGGUGCUCGGUCAAAUAGAGCAAAACGAGAACACAAACAACGUGACAGGAUUUGGUGAUGAGCCACCACCUGGACUUAGUAGAAUGGUGCUUGGACAGACGGAGAGCAAUGCAAAUCCCACCACUUUAAAUGUAGAUGAAGAUUUGAGAUCUCAAUACGAGCCCCCAGAGGGACUACAUCGUAUGAUUCCUGGGGAAUCGAGCAGUCCAGAGUCGACCCUUCGUCAAACUCAUAGACAGGACGAGGAUUCGGAACCGGAAUUUAGUCAGCUAACAUCGCAUGCACCCCAACAAAGGUCAGCAACGAUUGGUGCGGACACACCGCCAGUUGAUGCCGUUGCCUCAAUUUCAUCGAUUGCGACUACUAAUCGAUCUGAAACCAUCGGAGGAGGUAAUUCGACAACUACUGCGUCAGUUAGUCAAGACAAUAAUGGUAGACAAAGAGGGACUAGUGCCUCGUCGAGCGAAAGUAGAAUAGCUGCAGUGGGUAUUGAUAAUCCUAACAGAAAAAAUAAGACGGAUCAUAAAUUAUCAGAUCCAUCAAAAUCAGACAGUGGUAGAAGAGAAUCAAUUGAAGGCCAAACUCAGGAUAGUGAGAUCUCAAACAUGGUAAACGCAGUGCGAAAUCUGACGGUAGGCGAAAAUUCCGGUGAUCGUCCUUUAUCAAAUCACAGCGCGAACGACUCAGGUGUCCGUAAAGCAAGUCGUGAAGAAAGUAGCGACAGCGAAGAACCGAAAAAAACAAACAGACGUGAGACACGCGAUAAACGUCAUGAGAAAAAACGCAGCGAAGAGAGAGAUAGAUACUCGCCAGACGCAUACAAAGAUAAACGUUACGAGAAGAAAAGAUACAGAGAUAGACGAUAUGAGGAUGACACGGAAGACUAUUACAGUGACAAAGAAAAAGACAGAAGGAGAAGCGAACGUGAUUAUGAAAGAAAGUACGGAAGUCUGCGCAAGGAUAAAGAACGGGAAAGAAGAAGAAGGGACCAACGAGACCCUCGCGAUUCUCGUGAUUCCCGUGAUCCGAGGGAACCCCGUGAUCCAAGAGAUAGAGAAUAUACCAGGGAUGGCAGAGAUUCACGAAGGAACGACUAUUAUUACAAUCGGUAUGAAGAUGAUUAUGAUGAUGAAAGAGCAUCCAGGCCUACUAGUCGAUCGGACUCGAUGCACGAAUCUUAUCGGGACUCCAGAGAUAAGUAUCCGAGAAAUAGAAGUCACAGAGAUAGAGAUAGGGAUAGAGAACGCUACAGAGGCCAUAGAGAUCAUAGAGAUUCUUACAAUCAAUAUCAGAGCUUCGCUUAUGACCCGUACAAUCCAUAUUACCAACAGUACCAGUACUAUGAAAAUUUGCGCAGAACUAACCCACAGGCGUACGCCGAAUGGUAUAGAAAGUAUUAUCAGCAAGCUACUGGCCAGGCUUCAAACUAUGGAACUGAAGACAGAGCUUCAGUUCAUUCUGGACGAAGUUCCGCCAAUGAUGAAUUGGCUAAAGAUAGGUAUACACGACAGAGUUAUUACAGUCAGUCAAGCCUGCCUCAGAUGGGAGGCUAUUAUGGAGACACGCAUACGCAUAGCAUAUCCGGUCACUAUGGCCUGGAUAAUUCUAGUUACACCAGACCUUUUGACAACACCGAUUCAUCGCUUAUCUUCGAGGACACAACAAUUGCACAACGUCUAACUCCUGCAAAAUUCACCACGGCCCACAUCAGGGCGUCUAUAUCUUCGGGCAAAUUGCUUCGAGUAUUGCCUAACUAUCCAAUUGAAGGUGACGCGCCCAUUGUUGAGGUUUGCAAUCUUCAACAAAUCCUGGAAAAUGAUGAAGAGUUUAAGGAAUUAAACUCUUUUCCGGGACCUUUGGUCAAGGGAGUGUCCCACAAAAAAACCAUUAUUGAGUAUUGUGAGAACAAGAUACGCAGUGCAGGUUUUAACAACGAUAUUGUAGACGUAGAUUCGUAUGUUUUAAUGUGGGAGCUGUUGAUUCUUUUAAUACGACAAAAUGGGAUGGUAGUUGGUACAGAUAUAGCGGAAUUACUUCUGAAAAAUAAAAAUCAUGAGAAUAACGUUAGGCCUUCUUCUGUACUUUCAAACAUUAGUAGCGCUGCCGGUGAUACCAAUGUCGUAUCUGAGGCUAGCAAUCAUCAGAAUUCAGAUGCCAUCAGUGGUAGCACGCAUUCAGUGCUCAAGGAAGAGGAGGUAACGGAAAAAUUCCGUGAAUAUUUAUUGUAUGGAUCUUGUAAGGAAGCACUCGAAUGGGCUAUGAAACAUGGCCUUUGGGGACAUGCUCUCUUUUUGGCAAGUAAAUUGGAUAAAAGAACGUACGCAAGCGUCAUGAUGAGGUUUGCCAACGGAUUGACCAUUAACGAUCCUUUACAGACGUUGUACCAACUUCUGUCUGGUAGGAUGCCUGCUGCUGUCACUUGUGUUGCCGAUGAAAAAUGGGGCGAUUGGCGACCUCACCUAGCCAUGAUCCUCUCAAACUCGAGCCAGCGUCCUGAAUUGAAUUGUAAGGCGAUCGCCAGUUUAGGAGACACGUUGGCUCAACGUGGUAGUUUCUACGCCGCUCAAUUCUGCUAUCUAAUGGCACAAGUAGGCUUCGGUCCAAAGGACGAUGCCGAGACACGAAUGUGUUUAUUGGGUUCGGAUCAUGGCAGACCCUUCGGCCAAUUUGCCACCAACGAAGCGAUACAUAUGACCGAAAUCUAUGAAUACGCUAUCGGACUCAAUGAUCCACAAUUCGUCAUUCCGGAGUUCCAGAUUUAUAAGUAUCUGCUAGCAACAAGAUUGGCCGACAGAGGAUUAUUGGAGAAAUCUUUGGCCUAUUUGGAAAAAUUGUCCGGAUAUAUAAUUGCCAAUCCCACUGGCGUGCCAUCCGCCCUUAUUGAUAAUGUAUGCAAUUUGGCGGAUCGAUUGAAGUUCAGCGACCCGGUAGGUGACGCAGACGUGGACGAAACGGAAUUCGGUGCCAAUUUAGAAACUAGUCGACCAGAUCAUUCAUGGCUGAAGGAGCUAAGAUCAAUACAAAACGAUCAUCAGGCUGGUUUAAUAACUCACGAUGAGGUACAGAACGUUCCUUCCUAUACAGAACCAGUGGUGGAACCGUUACAGUUGCAGACAACCUACGAAAACAACGUUCAAAAAUCGUGGCAACAACAAUACGAUCAGCAGUACCAACAAGUUAAUCAACAGCAAUAUCAAGCUGUACAACCUAGUCUAAUUGAUAAUCAACAAGGAAUCGUUCCUUCACAAGAAAAUGAUUACAGUAGCACGCAAUUCCAAGAUCAACAAUAUUGGCAGAAUCAGACACAAUGGGGUGACCAGCAACAGCAGCAACAACAAAAUCAGUUUGGUACAGAGACAGUAGACCAACAACAAAAUUAUUAUGGUUCUAAUACUACUAAUGAGCAGCCCCAGGAGGUACGAAAAGAUUCCUCUGAAGUAAGUACAUGUCACAACAAGAACAACCUGUCCCCAUUCUCUCUACCAAUGAAUCCGAGUACGUUACGUAAGCGACUGACCAAUCACAGUCCAAAAGUGUCUCCCACUCAUAAUAAGCAAUCCGCGAUUCUAGAUGAGAUACCAUUGCGAAAAUUAAAUUCGUCUGAAACUGGUUCGGAUAAGGAAACCAGCAAAAUCAGUUCGUUCAUGAGAAAGUCCAAGGUUUAUCCGCAAAACCGUAGUGCUGAGGACUUUAAUCACGAGUCAAGUUUCGAGAAAAGAAGUUCGUCACGCGAAAGUUCGGAUAUUGAGUACGAGACGUACAUAGGGCGUCGCAGGCAGAAAAAUGUGUCUUACAAAAACGAGGAAAAGUCCCAGUUGAUUUGUUAUAAAGACAAUACGAAAAUCAUUACUAUUAAAAACGAUUCUAAAUUAACGAAAUAUAACACAUUCGAUAUGAACGAAAAUAAGCACAAGCUUGUAAAGUACAAGUCUUUGGAAAUUCCAGAACCAAAAGCAAACCUAAAGUACCUAGACCCAAACAGCAAAGUAUCAAUUUCGGCGGAAAACUUUGACUCGUCGUUUAGACUAACUCGUUUCGGUAACAAACGGCAUAAACACGACAUAAUAACGGAUACUGUAGAUGCAUGGGCCAAAAAGGGUAGCAAAAAUAUGUUUUCGAACUUGCGAAACUCCUUUUUUAGUAGAAGUAAUUCUAGUGAAAAGGAAGUUGUCUACAAACCGUUGGUGUUCGGAGGUACCUUUCCGAUUGAUGUUCCCACAACGGAUUCACCUAGUGUAAUAAAUCCAAGACAAAGUCCUGAUUCACGCAAAGUUAACCAGCAAGAAAAAUUCAGCAAAAGCACAAAUAAUCUGUUUAAUCAUUCACCAAAAUUUAGAGAGUAUGGCCCACCCAAGACUUUCGACAUUGACCGACCCAUUUAACUGUGUAAUUUUUGUGGGUUUUUUGUAAUUUUUGGUUUUAUAAAAUAUUACAUUUGUACAUUUGAAGUCUUAUUUAAUGUAUGUGUUUCUUCAAUCAACCAAACAUUUUAUUUUACUUAAAAUAUAUACAUAUUUAAAACAAGUCUGAUGAAGGAUGAUCAGUAAUCGUUCUUCAUCGAUUACGGCAUUCGUCCUGUAAUUAUCAGUAACUGGAAUAGACUGAAGGAUUUAGAUAUUUUAUAAUAAAACUACCCAAAAAUUACAAAUCAUUGUACACGUAUGUAGAUUUAAAAGAAAGCAAAAAACAAUCAGUAAAUCUACUAAAAAUAAUCAUUUGUGUGAAUCCCUAAAGGUUUACAAUGUGGUGGCCUGUUGUUAAUGUUACUGUUGUUGUUUAACGAUUUAGGUAUUGUGAAGUUGUUAAAUACAUAUGUAUAUGUAAUUGUUGUGUAGAGAACCUACAUGUAGGUGUUAUUUUGUUAAAGGAAACUGGUCUAGAUUAGGCUUAUUUAAAUAAGGCAUGCACCUGAUGCUUGUUAUGUAUUUUUGUUAUGAAUAUUAAUAAAUUGUGUAUAGUAUU